AUGUCGGCUCCUGGCGCUUCAAGUGGAUCUCAAGCUGCUGCUGCUGCAUCUCAAUCUGUGGGUUCUCGUCCACGUCUUACAGCCAAUUCAGCAGCACCGCCAUCCGAUUCAGCAGCACCGGCAACUGAUUCUGCAACUCUAGGUAAUAAUUCAGUGGUAGAGGUAGAAGAUGAUGUUCCUGUUGGUAGUAAGAGGAAGCUAAGAUCUGAAGUAUGGAAAGACUUUGAUUUGAUUAAUGUGGGGAGACAAGAAAUGGUACAACCCACUUAA
This is a messenger RNA of Miscanthus lutarioriparius, 270 nucleotides long. Lineage: Eukaryota; Viridiplantae; Streptophyta; Magnoliopsida; Poales; Poaceae. The record is from the annotation of a GenBank genome assembly.